AUGGCAAAGGCCCCUCUCUCGCCCCAAGCUCAACGCUUGAAGACUAUCAUUGUCGCAUUGCCCAUCCUCGUUGCCAGCUCAGUGGUCUUCUACAAACGCGAAUUCCAGGGAGAACCACGACGAACUUUGCCAAACCUUUCUGAAGACGGAGCAGAAAAGGCGCAUGCGUCCAUAAUCCCAACACCCUCAGAGCGCAAGAGUUCCUGA
Molecule: messenger RNA, 207 nt
Organism: Coprinopsis cinerea okayama7#130
Lineage: Eukaryota; Fungi; Basidiomycota; Agaricomycetes; Agaricales; Psathyrellaceae
Exons: 2
Coding region: 1-207 (68 amino acids)
Source: RefSeq, a predicted model, not a curated record